Molecule: messenger RNA, 2359 nt
Organism: Choloepus didactylus (southern two-toed sloth)
Lineage: Eukaryota; Metazoa; Chordata; Mammalia; Pilosa; Megalonychidae
Gene: RAE1
Product: ribonucleic acid export 1
Exons: 12
Coding region: 183-1289 (368 amino acids)
Biological process (GO): transcription-dependent tethering of RNA polymerase II gene DNA at nuclear periphery; RNA export from nucleus
Cellular component (GO): nuclear pore
Molecular function (GO): ubiquitin binding; RNA binding
Source: RefSeq, a predicted model, not a curated record
CGUUGGCCCUGUGGGAAGUGGGGCAGUUUCUACCGCCGGCGCGAGUCUAUCCUGGGCUUACCGCACCCUUGGUCGCGUCGCUUCACCCUCGCCUCCUCCGCGCCAAAGCAGGGUUGCAGGCUCCCCGGUCCUUCCCGCCCUCCACCACCUGCUCCCGUCGCGGCUAGACUCUCAGGACCAAAAUGAGUCUGUUUGGAACAACUUCGGGUUUUGGAACUGGCGGCACCAGCAUGUUUGGCAGCACAACCACAGACAAUCACAACCCUAUGAAGGAUAUCGAAGUGACAUCUUCUCCAGAUGAUAGCAUUGGUUGUCUGUCUUUUAGCCCACCCACCUUGCCUGGGAACUUUCUCAUUGCAGGAUCAUGGGCUAACGAUGUUCGCUGUUGGGAAGUUCAAGACAGUGGACAGACUAUUCCAAAAGCCCAGCAGAUGCACACGGGACCUGUCCUGGAUGUCUGCUGGAGUGAUGAUGGAAGCAAAGUAUUUACAGCAUCAUGUGAUAAAACUGCCAAAAUGUGGGACCUCAACAGUAAUCAGGCAAUACAGAUUGCACAGCAUGAUGCUCCUGUUAAAACCAUCCAUUGGAUCAAAGCACCAAACUACAGCUGUGUGAUGACUGGGAGCUGGGAUAAGACUUUAAAGUUUUGGGACACGCGAUCAUCAAAUCCUAUGAUGGUUUUGCAACUCCCCGAAAGAUGUUACUGUGCCGAUGUGAUUUACCCCAUGGCAGUGGUGGCGACUGCAGAGAGGGGACUGAUUGUCUACCAAUUAGAGAACCAACCUUCUGAAUUCAGGAGAAUAGAAUCUCCACUGAAACAUCAGCAUCGGUGUGUGGCUAUUUUUAAAGACAAACAGAAUAAGCCAACUGGUUUUGCCCUGGGAAGUAUUGAGGGGAGAGUUGCAAUCCACUACAUCAACCCCCCAAAUCCUGCCAAAGAUAACUUUACCUUUAAGUGUCAUCGAUCCAACGGAACUAAUACUUCAGCUCCUCAGGACAUCUAUGCGGUAAAUGGGAUCGCAUUUCAUCCUGUUCAUGGCACUCUGGCAACUGUGGGAUCUGACGGUAGAUUCAGUUUUUGGGACAAAGAUGCCAGAACAAAACUAAAAACUUCCGAACAGUUAGAUCAGCCAAUAUCAGCUUGCUGCUUCAAUCACAAUGGAAACAUAUUUGCCUACGCAUCUAGCUAUGACUGGUCAAAGGGUCAUGAAUUUUAUAAUCCCCAAAAGAAAAAUUACAUUUUCCUUCGUAAUGCAGCUGAAGAGCUUAAACCCAGGAAUAAGAAGUAAUGACCUCAGACCUGCGGGCUGACCUGAGUUGUUUUCUCUCCACUUUGCCUCGCCUCUGGAUGAAUUUGGGUCCCUGUUUUUGGUGAGUGGUCAGCCAUGGCCGCUGGAACAGUCUGUGGAGAAAACUUAAAUGCAUUUUCAGCAGUCAGGGACCCAGCCAUCCAUGGUGACGUGCCAACUCCAUUCCACUGCCUGAUACAGAUAUUUUUCUGUAACUUUAAGGAGACUGAAAUUAUUAUAGAAGUUAGAUUCAUGGGGGCAAAGCCAAGUGUUUCACAGUGCUUUGUUGACAAUGUUUGUAUUAAAGAAUAUCUGGAAACAUUCUGUGAGCCCCGUACUGUAUUUUGUAAUAAAAUAUUUUGAAGAUUGCCUACUGAUCUCCCUUUGUCCAUCUCUCCCCUCCGGCCCAGUGAUCUUUGAAGUGGUCGGCCCACUCAGCAUCAGCAUGGGAUUUUAGUUUGUGAUUUCAGGCACCUUCUGGGAAGUGCAGAACUCUUGCAUCUUAGGAGAGAAGGAAUCCUAAGCUGUAAUCAUUCCUACCAUGUGGAAGGUUUAACAACAACUUCGGGUAUUGGAGGCAGAGUUGUGGUUGUUUUGCUUUCUUCAUUCCCAUCUUUAACAUCCCCAGUGCUUUUUGGCUCUGCUGGGCAGAAUUCCUGGGGACUCCACAAUGGGGAUGUCCCCAGUGCUGGAUGUCAGGCCUCCUGGGGGCAAGCCUCGUGGGAUCAGAGUGGGCGAUAUCCACGUGGCCUUCAGCUGUAACCCAGCUUCCCUGCAUGGGAAGGGCCCCUGACAUGUGCCCCAGGAGUGGUAGUUAUGGAGUGUUGCUUUUUUACUACACACAGGUUUUAAAUUUCUGAUGGAUAUCUGAAAUGAAAUUUAACUUAAUAUUUGAUUUUUGAGUCUCUUGUAUUUUUAUCCUGUGAUCCCAAAUACUACUUAUGCCUUGUUUGGAGGUAGUAUGUAAACUUUCAAUGUGCUGAGUGUAAAAAUCUUGUUAUUGAUACAUUGUAAGAUGUGUUUACCUACUGAUAAAAAAGCAAUGAAAAUAAAAUUUUCUACUGGAAGAA